Molecule: messenger RNA, 1901 nt
Organism: Daldinia decipiens
Lineage: Eukaryota; Fungi; Ascomycota; Sordariomycetes; Xylariales; Hypoxylaceae
Exons: 3
Coding region: 111-1901 (596 amino acids)
Source: RefSeq, a predicted model, not a curated record
GGGCUAUUAACUACCGAUCCUAGAUCACUUAAUCUGCCAUAGUAUGUCCGUGAUCACGAUCGUACGUGGGGGCUGAAUAAUAACUAAUAUGCACGGAUUAUAGGUCAGCCAUGGCGAAUCAUCAAGAUCAUUUGCCUGACAAUAUCUGGAUUAUUCCGGGCGUUGACUUCCAGGCAACAGAUCCCGGCAUGGGCUAUCACCAGGGUCUGGAGCAGGGCCCGGGGCUGCAGAAUCCCUUCAACACGGGUUUUCCAAAUUCGGAACUAAUCGGGCACGGUAACAGUUUCGAUGUCGCCGCCGACGUUCCUUAUGCAAUGCUCUACAAUGCGACCCAGCCGGAGGGAACUAUUCAGAGAUCUACCCUUGGGGGGGAUGACCGAACAGCCGGGGGUGAGUCACGCUUCAGCCUGAUUGAUGAUUCGAAGCUACGAAGCUACGAAGCUACGCCUCGUGUCGGGCAAUGGUUGUUGCCGCCUAAAAUAGGAUUAGUUACCAUGGAAGCUAACAAGUAUAAAACCCCCCUAGACUCCCGAAAGGCUCGAUCCGCAAUGGGUGAAGCUCAUUUGCGUGACGACAACUGGACAUAUGCGAUUGAAGUCUCUCCAGCUAUUGAUGUUUUGCCUGGUCACCACUUCGUUAAGAACCACGUCGCUGCCAUCCACAAGCACUUAACAACCCGAUCUAUAGACUACGACUACGCUCUCGCCGAACCCGUCGAGGGACCCGGCAUCUGUCGACAGUAUACCCUCAAACAGAAAGAUAGAUUCAACGAUCGCGUCCGUCUCGAGUUUCUCCAAGUCUUCACCGCCAACCGACCCUAUAAUAGACAGCUGCCCAAUUACUCUAUUAAAAUGAGUGUUGUGUUCAAGGAUCGUACUGUCCUACCCUCUGGUCCAUAUCCGCCUGGCAUCGACGGCCGUCAAGAUCAGGAAGGAGAGAGCCGUUUCUCUCCCGGCCCCUCUAUACAUGGUCUAGUGGGAUACAGUGCGGGGGAAGAACAGGUCCUACUCCCAAUUUCUCCCAGCUCUAAUGGCUUGGAUUCACCUUCUCCUUUUGAUCAGCCGCUCUCUCCUCCGGAAAGCCUUUCAACUCCGGGACAUCGUCAUCAUACCCGACCACCACGUUUGGGCCCUAUUGUGAAGCCCAACCGAAUCGCGAAUAAGAAUCGUGAGGGCAAGUUUGUUUGCUCCUUCGCCGGCUGCACCGAUGAUGUGAAGGUAUUCAGUCGCAAGUGCGAAUGGAGCAAGCACAUGGACAAGCACGACCGACCGUAUAAGUGCUUGUCAUCGGGAUGUGAGAAGCUUGCUGGAUUUACGUAUUCCGGCGGUCUCUUACGUCACGAAAGGGAGGUUCAUAAUAAGCAUGGUGGGCCAAAGAACCCCCUUAACUGUCCACAUGGAAACUGCAAACGUCACGAAGGCAAGGGUUUCUCUCGCAUGGAGAAUCUUAACGAGCAUCUUCGUCGAGUGCAUACCCCUAGCGACGCCAACAACGGUCCUACAGUAGUAGAAUUGCCUGAAGAUGAGCUGGAGGAGAAUCCGGCCCCUCUUCAGCAGGUUGUAGCCCCUGAGAAGAUAGGCGAGAAGCGCAAGCCUGAAACAGAUCUCCGUGAGGAAGUGAAGCGUCUACACCAGGAGAAUCAGCAACUGAGAAAUGAGGUCCGCGCCCAGUCUCUCCACAGCAUGGCCAUGAUGCAGACCAUCGAAGAGAUCAACCUGCAGCUUAGGGAGCUUGCCAACUCCAAGUCCCAGCUCCAGCUGCAGUCCCAGUCCAGACUUCAGCCCCAACCUCAGCCUCGGUCUCAGCUCGAGCUUCAAUCUGAGGCCCAAUCUGAAGCUCGGUCUGAUACCGAACCCGACCUUGAUGUGGCCCAACACGCUGGCCUAAGCUCUCUAGGCUAG